Messenger RNA from Paramacrobiotus metropolitanus, 2522 nucleotides. Its product is annotated as brain tumor protein-like. Gene Ontology annotation, molecular function: mRNA 3'-UTR binding; protein binding; translation repressor activity. NCBI's taxonomy places the organism in Eukaryota, Metazoa, Tardigrada, Eutardigrada, Parachela, Macrobiotidae. Gene Ontology annotation, biological process: negative regulation of translation. The coding region runs from base 287 to 2068 and encodes 593 amino acids. The transcript is spliced from 9 exons. The record is from RefSeq and is a predicted model, not a curated record.
AAAUUUUGCGGGUUACCAUAAGAAUCGAUGCCAAGAGCUGAUCGAGAAAACGAUCACUGUCAGUCCAGUGAUUAACGUACUUCCUGAUGGCUGUGAUCUUUUGAUCGUUUACGGAAGCUACUUUUGCAUUUUUCCUUUCCUGUUUUUUCUCUUUUCUUUGCCGAAAUUUCCGGCUUGAAUUAUCGUUGUUUUUUUCGCCAGACCUCGUUGGCUGGGAAGUUACCGAAUCCGUCGCCCUAAUUAUCACCAAGUAUUGUUAAACAGUAGAACGGUGAAAGUGGAAAAAAUGAAUGGCUCCAGGGAUAAUAAGUGUGUAUCACCCGUCAUCGCAACCGCCAGCGACAACCCUUCCCCAGUAAUCAACGGAAAAAGCGGAUGGGAAGACGUUAAGAGUUACUUGGAAGAAAGAAUGAAAAAUUACGUUAAAGCGUUGAUGGAAGAGGAAAUGUCCCCACUGCAGCGUACGCUGGCGCAGUUGAAUACUCGCAUCUGCUACUUGGAAGGAAUUCAACCAAUGCAGAAUGGAGACGCCAUUCCUACAAUCCAGGAAAAUCACAGAGAAUCCGAUGAAAUGCCUGGCUACGAUGCGUGCUACUCUCCGAAUGUGUCUGUCCCAUCUGGCGCUGUCACACCAUUCACGUCACCAGGUCGUUCAGGGUUUGGCAAUAUGGCGGAACAGCCUCGUUCCUCGGCUUACGAUUUUCUGCAGUCACGUCCAAAUGUCGACUUCUUUCGGUCUUGCUCGGAUAAUGAUUCACUGGACGGACACAGUAACGGGACGAAUGGCAAUGGCUUCAUGUGCCUGCCCAACUCUUUGGCAAAGCGUGCACAGGGAUUGAACGUUGUCCCGGAAAGUCGCGGUGGAUCCACGUCCAGCAUCGCGGUGGUUGGUGGUUCUAGCCUACGUCGCAGCAAUUCGAAGAACAGCCGACGCAAUCGUCGCAUGUCACUGCCAGAUGCUUUUUCUGUCAAUCGAUCAGGCUGGCCGGUUGCCGCAUAUUCUGGUCGUCCAAGCGCUGGAAGUUUCAUCGGGAAUGGAAGUGAAGAUUUUGGCGAAACUGGAGCUGACGAAGCGUUCGCCGCCAGUGAAACUGUUACGCGCAGUUCCAGCAACAUGCAAGAAUUGGAAAUUCGUUGUCGUUUUGGAGAAUUAGGUCAAGGAAGAGGCCAGUUGAAUGCUCCUCAUGGAUUCUGUUUGAGCGAAAAUCAGCAGGAGAUUAUUAUUGCAGACACAAAUAACCAUCGCAUUCACUCGUUUGAUCAACAAGGCAAUCUGCGUUGGACGUACGGAACGCCUGGUCGGCGAGAUGGUCAGCUGUGGUAUCCGCGAAAAGUGGCGUGGUUGGGUGAAACUCGAUACCAGCCAGCGCGUUUGGUGGUUUGUGACCGUGGGCAGGAGCGUUCGCGUAUUCAGAUUUUCACUGUCCGCCGUGAUUAUUGUGCAUUCAGCCGAGAAAAUGUGGGGAAUCGCGAUCCUUUGGCGUAUCAGCAGACGAUUCAGGUGGAUUACGUUGCUAUCGUUGCGGGGAUGACAGUCUACCGUAACAGAAUUCUGAUUGUGGACAGCGUCCACCCGGCUUGUUUAGCCUUUGAGCCCAAUGGCUAUGUGACAUUUUGGUUUGACUGCUCUACACACAUGAAGGAGCCAUCGGAUAUUGUGGUGGCCAACGACCAUUUCUAUAUUUGUGACUUCAAAGGUCACUGCGUGUGCGUAUAUAACGGCAAGGGCGAUUUUGUGACACGCAUUGGGGAUCACAAUAUCAUUAAUUUUCCUAACGGCAUUUCUGUUGGACUAAAUGGAAAUGUUUAUGUGGGCGACAGUCAUGGCAAUCGUUUCCAUGUGGCCGUGUACAGCAACGACGGAGAAUUUUUGUCGGAGUACGAGUGUCCGCAUAUGAAGGUGAGCCGCUGCUGCGGACUGGUGAUGACACUGGAAGGAUGCAUCAUUACAAUUGCGAAGAACAACAACUUCAUUUUGAUUCUGGAUCGCAUUGAGCGCCAGGGAAUGAUUCGCGAACGCGCUAUGGAGUUGGUGGCGGAAAAUUUGCAGGAGCUGGUCCCCUUCUGAGCGGAUUAGCUCUAGCGUUGCGCAUUUUACGCUGUGUAGUGUUGAUUCCUAUUGGAUAGUAUUUAACUAUUGCGCAUGGCUGCCUUUCAUUGUCUUGUUUUAAUAUCUUUUAACGUUUAACCUGUCCACUUUGUGGCAUACUAAUCUUAAUAUUGCAUUGUAUUUACUGUUUUCGCUAUUCGUGACCGUAUCAUUUGUAGUAUCUAUAUGCACAUAUUUGUGUAUCUGUACUCUGUAGUAUCUUGUUGCAUUUCACUUUUUUGCGGUUGAUAGUUGAGCUUUUGUUAAUUUUGUUACGGAUAGACUUUUCUGAAUUUCAUGCUCCUUGUUGGCGGCAUUUUUGGUAACCCAUGGUUUUAGUAUUUUUAUAUAGUAUUUUCGGAAUGUUUAUGGUUAGUAUCUAUACUGUUGUUAUGCGAAGAUAAGUACGCAGUUGCCCUACGAUGCAUUUGAA